Peronospora matthiolae is the source of this 354-nucleotide messenger RNA. The record is from the annotation of a GenBank genome assembly. NCBI's taxonomy places the organism in Eukaryota, Oomycota, Peronosporomycetes, Peronosporales, Peronosporaceae.
AUGUUGCUUUGUUGCUAUUCUCGAUGCCUUCCCGUGACUCCCGGUCAUUUGUUGUUGCUGUCCAAGGCUGACGGCAUUGCAACAACUGUCAUGGAUACGACGCCGGGUGUGGCAGCGAGUGUGUUCAAGGAGCCCCCACGUCUUGCCAAGGCCGUGCAGGAAGCCACGGUCUGUGACGGAGUAAACUUUGUACAAAACAAUGGAACCGUCUCAGGCCGGGCAGUGUUCCACGCUCACAUUCACAUCAUUCCACGCUACGAUAAUGACGGGCUCAUUAAGCUGCCUGUGGGUCAAACGAUGAUCGCUAUCGAGGAUGGCGUCGCCAUGCAGAGCAAGAUCCAGGACAAGCUGUAG